Messenger RNA from Lecanosticta acicola, 3144 nucleotides. NCBI's taxonomy places the organism in Eukaryota, Fungi, Ascomycota, Dothideomycetes, Mycosphaerellales, Mycosphaerellaceae. The record is from the annotation of a GenBank genome assembly.
AUGGAUACAUGUACAUCCGGCAACGCGAGCAAACCCUCGGGACUUCCGCGCCUCUCCAAGCUGCCGAAGCCGCGACCAGCACAAGCACCAGCACCACCACAACAACAACCACCACCACAGCCACAACCACAACCACAACCACCUCGAUUCGCCAAUCUCGCCCCGCCAUCUCUCAACCCACCCAAUAGAGCGCCCAGACUGGCUAAACGUGCCUCGACUUCUUCGCUGACCCCUCCCAACAAACCGACCACCAGAGCUCCUUCAGCCAAACCGGUUGCCUCUCGGACAAACCUUCCCGCUGCACCCAAGCCAGUUGCCAAGACGUCAACGACUGUCACAACUACAUCACUUUCCAACCGUUCGCUAGUGAAGCCUCAGAAACGACAGGUUUCCGCCCCUCCGACCAAGAUCCAGAUCAAUGGAGAGGAUGAAGAGCACAUCGACCAAUUGACUUCCCUCGACAGCUUCCGUUCUGCCUCUCAGCAAGGUUUCCAUUCCAAUGCCCUUGAGUCGCCGCCCCUCGCCUCGCCUGACGAGGUGUAUGACCCGAGUGAAUCCAGUGAAGCGCGAGGGCGAGAUGGUUCCCGGCCUUCACUCUCCCACCGGACCCUGGAGAGUCUGCAGAGCAUCCCCCUCACGCCCAAAGAGCGGAGGCGCUCCAGCUUCUUCAACCCACCGGAGAGUCCAAUGGGCCCGCCACCGCGCCCGGGCUCCAGUCUGAGCAGUAGAAAUGGCAGUCGAAGUCGGCCCGGCACUAGCGAUGGCACGUUCCCAAAGCCGCUUGGCAGGUCAGCUUCGCCUGGAAAGAAGAUACCUGCUACUGCCCAGCCAACCACGCGGAUUGCUUCGAGAUUGCCCAGUCUUGGGUCUGGAAGCUCUACUCGCAGGAGCAUAAGCGGCGGCCUCACGAGCAAGCUUCAGGAAGUCAGGACAGCCUCUCAGCGUGCAUCGCCCGCGAAGAAGCCCACCACCACGCAGGCCAUGGGCACUGGCCCGAAGCUAUCAUCUGGAACCAGACCGGCUGCUACCUCGAGGCCGAGGAAGCCCAGACCUCAGCUAGGCGAGGCGUUCGCUUCUCCUUCUUGGCAGGAGACAAACGAUACCAAAGCAGCAGCACCGUCGGCUGAGCCAAAACAAGCUGUUUCGAAUUCAUCAGCUGCAUUACGAGAACAGAUUGCGGCGGCAAAGGCAGCCGCGCGAACGCAAAAGGAAGCGGCGCAUGACUCCCCACAGGAGUCGACUGCGGUUGAGGAUGGCGCGCCAUUUGAGGAGGACUUGCAUUCUGAUCCAUUCAAUCAAGCACCGAAGGACGAGAAACACAUUCUGAGAAAUCGCAUCAACGCCGCACGAACGGAUGGUAGGCUGAACAUUGCUGCACUGGGCCUGAAGCAAAUACCGGAUGAAGUUCGCUCGAUGUAUAGCUCGGCCGCAAUGGAGGAAAGCAAAGUCAACUGGGCAGAAGUGAUUGAUCUCGUCAAAUUCAUUGCGGCCGAUAACGAGUUCGAGGUCCUCGAAGACGCAGUCUUUCCAGACCUCUCACCGGAUCAGCUGGCUGCGGAUGACCAGACCGAGGGCAAUCAGUUCGGCGGGCUGACCGUACUGGACCUCCACAACAACUCACUUGUAUCCUUGCCAAUGGGCUUGCGGCGUUUGGAAAGGCUCACGAGUCUCAACCUCUCCCAUAACAAGCUGGACAACGAUUGUGCAGAUGUCAUCUCUCAAAUCAAGACACUCAAAGACCUUCGCCUUGGUCACAACAACCUGAGCGGAGCGGUGCCUCUAAAACUGUGCGAGUUGUCGAAUCUGGAAACACUGGACCUGCAAAAUAAUCGUCUGUUGAGUCUGCCGGAAGUGCUGCGUGAUCUCGUUAACAUCAAAGUUUUGAAUGUCUCUGGGAAUCAACUGACUGCGUUGCCGAUGGAUGCUUUGCAUACAUUGCCACUGGUGGAGCUCGAUGCAAGCAACAACGCUCUCAUAGCUUCGAUCUUCCCACUUGGAAGCAACGUGGAUGGCCAUCCGACAUUGCAGGUCCUCAAUGCAGCCAACAACUCCCUCGCAGCAUUGUGUUUCACGCCGUUCCUGAACAUGCCUCACCUGACUAGCCUGAACUUGACAAACAACCACCUGGAAGCACUUCCAGAUACGACGGGCUGGAGAGAGCUCAUUACGCUCGCUGUCGGCGAUAACAAGAUUGCGGAGUUUCCAGUAGGUUUCACGGGCUUGCAAAAGCUACGGAACGCCAACUUCACGAGCAACGAGAUACGUCUUCUGGAUCCUGCGAUUGGAAUGAUGGAUAGCUUGGAGUUCCUCAUCUUGGCCUCUAACCCGUUGCGGGAGAAGAAGUUUUUGACCAUGAGUGCGGCUGACAUUAAGCGCGAUCUGAGAUCCAGACUCGCACCAGAGGAGCUCGCAGGCGUGGAAGAACCGACUAGUCCGGUGACCGUCAUUGGCGACUCAGACUGCCCCUCGUCGAUGUGGUCUUUGAAGAACGGGAGAGUCCUCGAUCUCGCUUCCGAGGACCUAUGUGAUGAUUUGAACGACCAGCUCGGCUCCUUUCUCAACAGCAACGAAGCCAUAAAGAUCGACCUACAUUCGAAUCACAUCACCUGCAUUCCGCCAGCGCUCUGGAUGGCCCAGAAACUGCGCGUAUUGGAUCUGUCAUGCAACAUCAUGAGUUCGGACUACCUUUCCGAGGAACUACAGCUGCCAGAACUGCAGGAAUUGAAUCUUUCCAAGUGCCGGCUUGCGUCGUUCGAGCCUCUCAUUGCGCAGCUUCAGGCGCCCAAUCUGACCACUCUCAACGUCAGUGCGAAUCGUCUUACCGGUCCUUUGCCGGCUCUCAAGGAGACCUAUCCACUCCUUACGACUCUUUUCGCGUACGACAAUAGAAUUUCAUCCAUCUCCGCGAACACUCUUCGGGGCCUGAUCACCGUCAACUUGUCGAGUAAUGAUAUCGCACAACUACCUGCAGAGGUCGGGCUUCUCUGGGAGGAAGGCUUAAGGAGUCUGGAAAUCGGUGCCAAUGCUUUCCGCGUCCCCAAUUACCACGUCUUAGGCAAGGGAACAGAGGCGACGCUGAGGUGGCUGAGAGACCGGUUGCCUGCCAGUCAAGGCGCUGUGAGAGGCGAGGAUGAGAUCGCCUGA